GCGCAGCGGGACUGAGGUGCCCGCGCUGCCCAGCGCCACCGCCAGUGCGACAGCAGCUGUCCCCAUGGCGGCCGGCAGUGGCACCAAGACGGCCGGGCGGCUCUACGACAUCGUGGUGUUCGGCGCCUCGGGCUUCACCGGGCAGUUCGUGGUGGAGGAGGUGGCGCGGGCGGCGGCCGCCGGCGAGGGGCAGCUGUGCGGCGGCCGCCUGCGCUGGGCCGUGGCCGGGCGGAGCCGCGAGAAGCUGCGGGCGGUGCUGGAGCGGGCGGCCGAGCGGCUGGGGAAGGCGGCGCCCGGGGAGGAGGUCGGCGUGCUGCUCUGCGAUGUGGGCGACGCGGGCUCGCUGGCCACCAUGGCGAGGCAGACGCGGGUGGUGCUGAACUGCGUGGGCCCGUAUAGAUUCUUUGGAGAGCCUGUGGUGAAAGCUUGUGUGGAAAAUGGUGCAAGUUGCAUUGACAUUAGUGGAGAACCCCAGUUUCUGGAAGGAAUGUACCUGAAAUACAAUGAAAAAGCUGCAGAAAAGGGAGUAUAUGUCGUUGGAAGCUGUGGCUUUGACUCCAUACCAGCAGAUAUGGGAGUACUGUACACCAGAGACAAGCUGAAAGGUACCUUAACUGCUGUUGAGAGUUUCCUGUCGGUGAUAUCUGGGCCUGAGGGUCUUGGUGUACACGAUGGGACCUGGAAGUCAGCUGUCUAUGGCCUUGCAGAUGAAGACAACCUGAAGAAGCUUCGAAAACAGAUAGGAUAUGCCCCUGUUCCAGUAGUUGGUGCAAAGCUUAAAAAAAGAGGAUUUUUGUUUUACAGUCCAGAAUUCAAAAAGUACUGCCUUACAUUCAUGGGAUCUGAUGGUUCUGUUGUGAAAAGGACUCAGCGUUAUUUGCAUAGUGAGUUGCAGCAAACACCUGUCCAGUAUGGUGCUUACGUGACUCUAGGUGGUCUUGGCUCUGUUAUUAAGCUGAUGUUUAUGGGCAUGUUAUUUCUUCUUCUGGUGAAGUUUAACUUUGGAAGAAAACUUCUGACAAAAUACCCAAAAUUUUUCUCUGGUGGAUACUUUACAAAGGAAGGACCAACCCAGAAGCAGAUGGAUGGAACCUCUUUUACAAUGACUUUUUUUGGUGAGGGUUACAGUGAGGGACAAGAUCCCCAGACUGGCAAACCAAAUGUGAAGAUCUGCACGGAAGUGAAAGGACCAGAGCCUGGAUAUAUUGCUACACCAAUUGCAAUGGUUCAAGCAGCUCUAUCUCUUCUGGAAGAUGCAGCUUCUUUGCCUAAAAGGGGUGGUGUAUAUUCUCCAGGAGCUGCCUUCUCCAAAACAAAACUGAUUGAUCGCCUCAACAAGCGUGGUGUUGAGUUCUCUGUUAUUAGCAAGCCUGAAGUCUGAAGUCAAAAUAUAACUGUAUGAGCUAACACCUUUCCUGGGUCUAACUAUAAUAAAACACAUUUGGCUGCAAAAGCCUAAUCAUAAAACAGUUUCACUAUGCUAUUGUUUGUAGCAGAAAUAGAAAAAAAUUUUAUUUAAAAGCUAUAGUAGUAUUUGCUAUAGUGAGCAAGUCCCUAAAGGGUGGGUAUUGAGUGUUAAUUCACAGACAUAUUACAUUGGUAACUUCUUGGGUACUAAUGCUGGAAUUUUAAUCUCAUUCAUCUAAGUUCAAGUUCCUAUUUCAUGGACCCACUACUUCACAAGUAACCAUAGCUGCCUGGCUUCCCCCAUUCUGCAGCUAUGUAAAGCAGGCAGCCUGGGAACACAAGUGCCUUAGCAGAUGAAGCUAGUAGUUAUUCCUCAUGUGUGUUUGGUAUAUGUCUUUAUUAAUGUCUUCAAUUAAUCUUUAUGUAAUAAUUGUUCUUAGUGCAGAUCUAUGUGUAGUUUCUGUAGUUAGGUAAGUAGUUAUGAACUGUAUUGUGCUUUUGCUUCUGUAAAGAAGGAGGCUUGUUUUGUUGAUUGGCUUUGAAAUCUGACCUGAUGUGAUCCAGGUUCUGAGUGCACUUGCCUUGCUACUGUGUUUCGCAGUGCUUGAUACUGUGGUUGAUGAGCCUUCUUUUUGCUGUUAGCAUAAGAAUUAUGAGAGUGUCUUGUCCUGCUGUCUGAUUUCUGGAUUUGUGUUUGUGGGCAAUGGAAGACUUGAGUCACAGGAUAUUUUGAAAGGGGUAGCCUUCAUGAUUUUCAGGAGUGUGAAUACAUUAAAUUCUGUUUCUGUGUA
Catharus ustulatus (Swainson's thrush) is the source of this 2198-nucleotide messenger RNA. It is a transcript of the gene SCCPDH, whose product is annotated as saccharopine dehydrogenase (putative). NCBI's taxonomy places the organism in Eukaryota, Metazoa, Chordata, Aves, Passeriformes, Turdidae. The transcript is spliced from 12 exons. Bases 65 to 1381 code for a protein of 438 amino acids. Gene Ontology annotation, cellular component: mitochondrion; plasma membrane; lipid droplet. The record is from RefSeq and is a predicted model, not a curated record. Gene Ontology annotation, biological process: glycolipid biosynthetic process.